Linum trigynum is the source of this 3077-nucleotide messenger RNA. Lineage: Eukaryota; Viridiplantae; Streptophyta; Magnoliopsida; Malpighiales; Linaceae. The record is from the annotation of a GenBank genome assembly.
GUAGCAGUAGCACCAGGGACCCUCCAACGAGGCUUCUCUGUUAGUUGUAGUCAGUAGUUGCGGAGCUCUCAAGGAAUCUCCAUAGGAGUAGAGGUAAAAUUAGCCAGUUCCUUUGAUGUAUGCAUCGAACACCCUCGUUCGAACUUUGUUUGAAGAGGUUUGAGCCGUGUCUUAGUAAUCGUUGCCCAAAGAAGUCAAAGGUGCAAUCCAUCUCAAUUCAACACAAAGAGUUUUCUCGCCGGAAAACAAAUUGGCACACCCGGUGGGACCACGUGUGUUCGAUAUGGCUCCGCGACGAAGAAUUCAGGAUGGUGAUGCUCCACAAGGUGCUGUGGAGGAGGGGCAGUUGGUUAACGUUGAAGUUGACCAAGCAGGAGGAAACAAUGUUGGAGCACAGGCGCCAAACAUGACACCAAAUGUAGAUCUAGGCGAGGCAGUCGUGUCUCUUCGUCAAAUGAUGGAGGAGAACCGCAAAGCAAUGGAGGAGAACCGCCAAAUGAUGGCGGAGAGCCGCCGGUUGAUAGAGGAAGCUAGAGAUAUGGCUCAUCAGGUAAACUCUCAAGUUGAUUGUCUCAAUUCCCGCGUAGAUAGGCGAUUGGCCCAAUUUUUUGAGUUGGUAAACAAAAAUACGAAUGAUCUGGGUGAGUUAAGGCAAUUGUUGAAAAAGCCAGUUUUACAAACUAGGGCUUUGUCUUCAGACGGUCGAGACUUUCCAAAUCUUGAAAGUGAAAACGUUAACCUACCAUCCAACUGUGGUGGUCGAGGUGAGCAGGCACGCCCGGUGAACCCUACACCACCGGUAACAACCACCGUACCAACACCUCAAAGGGUGAAUGUUGGCGAGAGUCACGCCACUUCAUCUAAGAUCCAUGUUGAGCAACCAUCACCUAGGCAAGGUGUUGCUCGACAAAACAUUUCAGAAGCCAGACCAUACAUGGCUCCUGUUAAUGUUGGAAUGGGUUUGGGUCCAAACAAGGUUGCCCCGAUACUACCACGUGAGUACCCGCAGCAAAUCCUGCCCCCUAUGAAUAUGCAAGGCGUGGAUCCUGGUGGAUUCAUACCACUUGGGGGGCAAUGAGGGGGUCGUGAGAUCCCACCACAUGGAAGAUUGAAGGAGAAACAAUAUCGUCAGUGGCAAAGAAGUUUGCCACAUCCAUCAUGUUCUAGAAAAAAUCAGAUGAGGGUUGCCACAAAUUCUCCUCAAUAUGGAGGUGGUGGCCACAUGAAAAAAUUCAAUGCUGCGAAACGUGGCAUAACUCAGUGGACAGGGGGGCAAGCUCGAUCAACUCCAUGUGAAGGGUCUUCAAAGACUCCACUGAGUGGACAGGGGGGCAAGCUCGAUCAAACCCGACAUGGAGUUGCCACACCAAUGCUGGCUGCGAACAAGUCUGUCAUGAAUGGUGGACAUGUGGGCAAGACCAAUUCGCACACACGUGUUGGUGGAGCUCGCAAACCUCGGUGCUCACCCUCUCAACGUCAGGAGAGUGUGCAGUCGACAAAAAAUAACCAUUGUGGGAAAGUGAUGCCACAUGGUCGAUUUGGCCAGACAAAGGUGCCAAAAAACAUGAAUAUCCUGUCUAGAGCCAAGAACACUUAUGGUUCUCGUGAGGCUGAGAUGAGGCCAAAUCAGGCUUGUAGAGUUUUGAACAAAGUUGUUCGAGCUGGACGAAAUGGAGAGUUGCAAGCCAACAAAGACUCCAAAACAUCAAAACCAACAUGUGUGAAGCCAUCUAUGACAAGUGAUGGCAUUCACGGUUGGUAUGCUUGGUUUGAUCUGUGGAGUUGGCAAUGGAUAUGGACCUUCGGCAUGAUGGCCUAUGCCAAAGUCUAGCUUAUUAUUAAAUAAAUAAAGUGUGGCUAAAUUAGGCCAUGUUAUAUGUUAAAAAAAAAUUAAAAAUUAUUAAAAUAUUUUGGCGACGUUAUUAAAAAGAAGCCACAACGUUGUUGAAAAUGGUUCAAGAUGACAAGCACAUUGCCUCAUGUGAUGUGUUGGAGAAUAUCAAUCUUGGCAUGGAGGACGAUCCUCGUCCAACUUUUAUAAGUGCCAACUUACGAGAGUCUUAUAUUAAUGGCAAGUACUUUAUGCCAUAUGUACCGUCCCUUUGGGACAUUAAGGAGUGUUAGUAAUUUAGAUGUCGGCCAAGUGCAGACGGAGACCUAGUUGAAGUUGACAUGGUUUCUAAGAUGUGCAACAUGGCCGAGGAGUGAGAUGGCCAGGACAAAUCUUUUCUAGAUUGGUCAUUAAAAGGGAUUUGUUUUUCUCGGAAGCAAAAUGGUUGUCGUCCAACUAGAUAGUUUGGAUGGUUGAGUAAAAACAUGGUUACCUUGCCACCUUCUGGAUAGACUGUAUCAUCCAUGAUACUAGAAGCCAAGGAUGGUUGGCCUUAAGUAAUUUGUAACUAUGGUUUGGUUAAGUGGUUGCAUGGAUAGUGUUGUCCAAGCAAAAGGACAUCGUCCAUGUUGUAUAUGGAUUGUGAUUGAGUUUGGCCGAGUAACCAUCCAUGAUUGAGAGGACGAGUACCUGAGCUUGGCGACUUGAGGCCGAGCAGUAGCAAGAGUCUUGCCAUGGGGAAGCAUCGCACAGCUUUGGAGGUAUGGUGAUAUUUUUUGAGUUGUGAAUUAUGGUGAAUGAGAGCAUCAAUUUAUAGAGAAAAGUUUAAUUAUGCCCUAAUAGGAAUGAGUUACCUCUUGCUAGUAGGAUAUGGAUUAUGAGGUGUGUCCUACAUGAAAAAGAAUUUGCGUUCAUUAUCACAAAAGGAAAAGGUAGGCUACAUUAAUUGGCUAAAAAUUGUAUUAUUAGCCGAGUUGGAGAGGGACAACCUCUUGGUGUGUUUUGUUUACAUGGCCAGGAAGGAAUUACAUUCCUUAUGUGACUUGGACAUGGCUACAUAAAGCCAACAUCUGCUUCAAGUGGUUGCGCAUAUAGUAUAGUUGUGGGGGGCAUUUGUUUACACCAAAAUAAUUUUCAUUAAUUAUUUCUCGUGUGAACAGUUUGACCAAUUUAAGUAGUUGGUCCAUGUGUACAUGAAUGGUCCAAGUAUCAAGUCAGGCCAUAGGAAUAAUGGAUGGUAGUUGUC